Molecule: messenger RNA, 405 nt
Organism: Macrobrachium nipponense
Lineage: Eukaryota; Metazoa; Arthropoda; Malacostraca; Decapoda; Palaemonidae
Exons: 1
Coding region: 1-405 (134 amino acids)
Source: RefSeq, a predicted model, not a curated record
AUGUGGGCAUACGCCAAGGGGAGAGACAUCCUGAUGGCAUUUGAAGAAGAUGUCGGUGCUGCUUUUGCAAAAGCCUGUGAGCUGGACAGUGAUAGUGAUGCAAUCCAUCUUGCCCAUGCUGCACAGAUUGUUCAUCGUCACAUGUUUGGAGAAGCCAAGCCCUUCACAGGAUUCCCUGAAGGAUGUCAAGAAGAAUCUGUGGCAUCGUUGCUGCUUGCCCUAGUCAGUAUGAUCCUAGAGGGACCCAACAUCAAGGAACAGAUGGCAGGCACUAACCCUGCAGCAAUUUCUGCAGCCCAGAUAUUGAAGUUCAACAGCAUCAAACACAAGCGAACACGUGGCACCAAAUCAUCCACCAGUGUCAGGCACAGUGUUGCACAGGAGACCCACUUCCAAUAUACAUAG